AUGGCUUUAAUUUUUAGAGCUGUGGCACAAUUAGCGGGAAUUUCACUAUCUUUGCUGGGAUGGGUUUUAUCUUGUCUUACAAACUACCUGCCACAAUGGAAAAAUCUCAACCUGGACUUAAAUGAAAUGGAAAACUUGACCAUGGGACUCUGGCAGACCUGCGUCACCCAAGAGGAAGUGGGGAUGCAAUGCAAGGACUUUGAUUCUUUCCUGGCUUUGCCUGCUGAGCUCAGGAUCUCCAGGAUUUUAAUGUUCCUCUCAAAUGGCCUGGGAUUCCUGGGCCUGCUGGUGUCGGGGUUUGGCCUGGACUGCUUGAGAAUUGGAGAGCGACAGCAGGAUGUCAAGAAGCGGCUGUUAAUCCUGGGAGGAGUUCUGUUCUGGACAGCAGGAGUCACAGCCCUUGCUCCUGUCUCUUGGGUCGCCCACAGGACAGUCCAGGAGUUCUGGGAUGAGACCAUCCCCGAGACUGUGCCCAGGUGGGAGUUUGGGGAGGCCCUCUUUAUCGGUUGGUUUGCUGGAUUCUCUCUCCUGCUCGGAGGGUGUCUGCUAAACUGGGCCGCCUGCGGGAGCCAGGUUCCCCUGGCUUCCGGUCAAUAUGCAGUGGCAGAAACGUCGCCUCACUGUCUACACCUGGAGAUGAAAACCACUCACCUGAAACUCUAAGCCAGAAGGGAUCAGCGGUGCCCUCAGAUGAUUUGAACGCCUGCCCCUCACUAAAGGCACCGGGUGUUACACUCUCCCCACAGCUGCUCAAGAGCCAGCCGUGGUGUGGAGACCAGCAGCAGAGAUGCUCCCCCCAGCUCGGCAGCCCCGUCUCCAUCCAUGCUGCAAAGCGGAUUUACCCUUCGUUAUCAGAGGUUCCACACCGGUGAUGAAUGAACGCUCUCCAGCACAUCCUUCUCCAUAACUGACACAACAGCUGUGUCUCCGUAAUCCCAGUGGCUUCAUCCCAGCGCCCCAGAGCACGGACACCCAGCAGUCCUGGUGUUCAUGUUCUGACAUGCAAGACGCUGGGUGGGUCCAGGACAGCGGGAUGCCGCCGAGGGAAUACAUACCCUUUUGACUCUCAAACUUCGCCGUUCGGUGGAGUUUCUCACAAAUAGUGAUUUUUUAGCCAGGGUUGAACUGUCACUGUCACUUCGAUUUAACUGGCAACAAAGGAUUAAAAAAAAAAAGAAGAGGAAAUCAGUGCGUACCAAUGUGCUAGAGGAAGCUUGGAAUUGAGAACACUAUCACAGAAAGAAGGUAGUUUAUUUCUUUAAGAAAAUCCUCCCCAAACAAAUU
Balaenoptera ricei (Rice's whale) is the source of this 1284-nucleotide messenger RNA. RefSeq names its product claudin-22-like. The transcript has 2 exons. Gene Ontology annotation, cellular component: bicellular tight junction; plasma membrane. Gene Ontology annotation, molecular function: structural molecule activity. The record is from RefSeq and is a predicted model, not a curated record. NCBI's taxonomy places the organism in Eukaryota, Metazoa, Chordata, Mammalia, Artiodactyla, Balaenopteridae. Gene Ontology annotation, biological process: bicellular tight junction assembly; cell adhesion. Bases 1 to 663 code for a protein of 220 amino acids.